Messenger RNA from Peniophora sp. CBMAI 1063, 1707 nucleotides. NCBI's taxonomy places the organism in Eukaryota, Fungi, Basidiomycota, Agaricomycetes, Russulales, Peniophoraceae. The record is from the annotation of a GenBank genome assembly.
AUGAGCGAUAGACCAACCACUGAGGGAAACGAUGUUAUAGCCUUGACCGAACGGGUUGCUACCCUCGAGCUCGAACUCGAUGCCUAUGCGGCACAUGCGUCUGGCUUGCAAUCCAGACUCCUGUCGACUCUCGAUACAUUGCAGCAAGCUCGCCUAGAGCAUGCCGAAGAACUUGAGGCCGCCAGGCGAAGAGAGGAAGUAUGGGAGUCUCGCGUCGCUGCUGCACGUCAAGUAGCAGCCGAUGCGGAGGCAGCGCAGGAGGAUAUGCGAGCAGGCGUACUUUUGCUUGUCGAGAAAGUCGAGGUCUGCAACGAUUACUCGCUAUGGCCACAUUCGGGGCUCCUAGCGACUUCUUUGGCCGAACCUCUCGCACCUAUGGCCGCGUCUACGUCUGCUCAAACCUUCAUUCCCCCAGACUCCUUCCGUUCUUACGCCAAAUCUAUGAUCAUGAGUCUACGUGCACAAGCAGACAGAGAUACGCGCAUGCGUGCUGAACUACAAAAGCGAGUGAAUCUACUGGAGGCUAUACUCGCCCAGCGAGAUCUUGAACUUGAGCUCGCCGCUGCGCCAGAGGCGUGUGCGCACUGUGCUCCCUCGCUGGAUGCGCAACGGCUGAGAGUAUCGAGAGACGAAGCUAUCCGCCUACUGGAAACUUCCGCGACGCGAAACAGGGCUCUUACUGAAGAGAUCGCGGUACUUGUGCAGCGACUUGAGCAAGCUCGCGCCGCUCGCAUACAAGAGGCAUCUCCGGAAGGCUCGCCGACGCUGAGCCUUGAACGCGAUCUUGCGCGUAUGUCUAUACCGCCGUCUCCAAAAGAGGCAGAGAAAGCACCGCGCAAAUUCCCUCGUCCGCCAACACCGCAUCACUCGCGCGUGCUUUCCUCGCCCCUUCAAUUGAAGGACGAGUUACCGUCACCUACACCCGCUCCACAUCCUUCUAUUCCCGAGGUUAUCGCGGGCAAUAUGGGUUUAGGCGCGCCAUUCAGCGCACCGCCCAACGACAUCCUGGCUUUGCAACGGGAAUGCGAGCGUCUCCGCAGUGAGCUGUACUCGUCUCAACAGGAGGUCGCUCGUCUUCGUACCUCACAGGGGUCCGCCUUCGCUCCUACCCCAUCGAUCUUCACGGCGCCUUCAGGACCAUCCCGCAUCACGGUACCUCCCUUUAGCGGCGUCACGACCGAAGAGCCUUCGCCUGUACUCGUAGAUCUUCUAACGGACUCCGACAACGGCUCCGAGAUGUCAAUGGACCUGGCUUCGCCACUUCAGCCCACCCUUACUAUGCUACGCGGGCAGGCAGCAGAGUCAGCUUUCACGGGGGACAGCAAUGCGCCUAACUCCUCCGAGUCACGCUCGUCGCGUCCGCUCUCGCCGCUUCUCCCGCAUUUGACCUCGACGAUCGCCUCCAUGCAAUUGUCCGACCCAGACCUCCUCUCGGCACCUCCCUCAAUGCAGAGAACCCAACAGUUCUCGUCCCCGUUCAUGCCCAUCUUCACAAUGCGGCCGGCACCCCCGUAUAACUCUACGCUUCUCAAUCCCGGACAACUUGUGGAUGACACGACCGAGCUCGAGCGCGUACGCGACGCGUUGGAUUCCGCGCACGCCAGAUUGGCAGUCCAGGAUCAAGAACUUGCCGUGUUGAGAGAGCAAUUGGCGAAUGAUGCACGCGGUCUGGGUGCAGGGCCGGCGGCGAACGACAGCGGGGAGUGA